AGAUGGUACCUUGCAGUCCAUGUUUUUCACCAGCCACAUAUCCAUCAGAAGAUUACGUUGAUGAAAUGAAUCCUGAUGCUGCUGACAUUAAUUCAAGUCUGCAGAUUUAUAGUUCUGAGAUAUCAAGUACACAGUCAUCACAGUCAAGUACACAGUCAUCACAAUUAACUAGCACAGACUCAUGGAAACCUCCAACAUAUACUCGUGAUAAACUGAACAGAAGCAUGGAUAUACUGUCUAAUGGGAAUUUUAAACCACUGCGGUACUCCUUGACUCGACCAUUAAGCAACACUCAUCAAUCAACGAGUGAUUACAUCACACAGAAAGCUAAUGAGUGUGUUCAGUAUUUAUUUGAAUGUAUUGCACCAAACCAGACAGACGAAUUAAUGAAAUUAGUUUUCAAAAAAUAUUAUUCAAGUAAAACAGAAAACAAAGUAGAAGCAGAUGCAUUGACCCAGGCUGUAGUAAAAGCCUAUACAAAAGCAGAUGGUCAUCAGAGUCAGAUACAAAUUCUAUCUUUGAUUGUGAACAAUUUUAAAAAGACUGAUCUCUGUAAGCUAAUUCCAGGAUUGACAAAGUAUAAGAUUGAUACUGCAAGAAAAUAUGCUGCGACUCAUGGUCCUGGGCAAAUCAUAAACCCACCAAAGAUUCAUCAAGUUAGAAUGUCCAAGUUUCAGAUACAACACUUUAUUCAGUUUCUUUUUAGUCCAUCUUUUUCUCAAGCAGUAGGGUAUGGUUCUAAAACCCUUCACUUAUCAUCUGGACUGCAGAUAAAGAUACCUAAAAUGAUAAGAACUAUGAUUGCCUCAAGGAUUAUCAAUGCAUAUGAAACCUAUUGUGAAGACCAAGAAAUCGCUGUACCAUCCAAAGCAACAUUAUACAAAAUAGUCAAAGUGUGUGCUGCAUCACAAAAAAAAUCUUUAAAGGGGCUUGAUAGUUAUACUGCAGAUGGCAUGACGGCCAUUGAAACACUUGAAAAAAUUGUCUACCGCUUGGAAGAACAUUUCUCUGUUUGAUUUACGGGUAAAAGAAUACAACUUCAGUGAAGUACAGAGUGGAAAAGACUUGUGUGAUUCUAGAACUGGAACUUGUAGGAUGCAUGUGCUAAAAUUUGCUAAUGAAGGAAAUAAUAUUGAAAAUCCAGCAGAUUUGAAGAGAGCACUAGAGAGUAACAAAGGUGUUAGAAAUACCUUUGUAACACUAGUUGACAUUUCAGUUGAGAACCCACCUGUUUUGAUAGGGACAAUUAAACACUUCAAGAUCAGCAAGAUGUCAAACUUUGUUUUUGAGGAUCAAGGAAUCAGAGUCUAUCAAGCAUUUGGUAUAGGAAGUGGAUAUCUCAUCACAAAUACUAUACAAGAAAAGAUCUCCAGAAACCUCAGUUAUGAUGAGAGUAGGAUAAAGAUUAUAGAAGAGCCCUGUGAACAUGGUGAAGAAAUUAAAGACCAACAAAACUCAAGUUGAAUAAUUCAGUAGAGCAUGGAGAUUUAAGUUGCACAAUUCCUGGGUGUGUCAAGUCGUUUAGAAAACCUUCCACUCUAGAACAACAUCUUGCCAUUGGACAACAUAUUUACCAUGAAAAUGACAAAAUGACUGAUGUUGCCAUGGAAGUUUGGGCAGAGAAGUGCACCCAUGGUACCAAUAUAAACUAUAAUGAACAACAAGAUGAGGAUAAUAUUGUUAUUGGAGCAGAUUUUAUGGAUAUGCCAUCAAACUUUAAGUCUGGGUGGGCCUUAAAAUCAGAAAGGAAAUUUGUGCGUUUCAAGGCUUCAGUUAAGGAUUAUAUCAAACAAAUUUUUGAUGAAGGUGAGAGGACUGGCAAAAAGGCAAAUCCCCUUACUGUAGCAAAUAAAAUUCGAAAUGAAAAAAAACGACGAAGGGGGAAGAUUAUUUGCUCCUGAUGAUUGGGUCACAGCACAACAGGUUAGAGGUGUAUUUGCAAGCUUACAAUUAAAACUACAGAAACAGAACCCAGAACGUCCAGGAUUAGAAUUGAACUUAAAAACAGAAGUUGAUGAUGACUUGAAUGAAGUUCUAACAGAGUUAGAUGCUAUUGAGACUUUGAACAUUGUUGACUCUGUAACUGAACAAAUAUCUUAGGACCAAUGUGUUCAUUACGUCUUUAAGGAUUAUGUUUACUUUUGUUGUUCCAAUGCUAAACAUAUUGAAAUUUAAUAGAAAAUCUACAGCCUUCCUCUUGUACUGUUAUGUCUGACAAUUCUUUGCUUGAUACUAUAAAAGCUGAAAUUUUUGUGGCGGAUUUAAUUUCCUUUAUUUCGAGGAAAGAAUAUAUCCAUGAUAUUAAAUCCCCCACUAACAAGAUCUCUGUAUUAAAGUCUGGAUUUUCUGCAAAAAUUAAUAACUAAUAUUGCAUUAAACAAUGUUUCCCUUUGGUCAUGUUGGUAUAUGUAUAAAAUGGCACAUCUCUAUUAACAUGAUUAAUUAUUAUUUUUGCUGUUAUAAAAUUAUUGCACUUUGAAAAUUUAUUCAGACACCUACUGACAAAGCUAUGGAAGGGGUCAUAAACCUAACCACUUUAAAUUCUUAGGGCCAAUGUGUUCAUUAUGUCUUUAAUCACUAAAGUUUGUAGUUAACAUUCUUGUCUGUCUAUCUUUCUGUCCAUCUUUCAGUCCAAUAAGCUAAGGGCUAGCAUCUCUCAUCCGCAACUCCUCCUAAACAACUGAAUGGCUUUUUCACCUUGACCUCAUUCUAGUAACACUUUAUUUUUGUAUAGGAAUAGCAAAUUUCUAACCCUUCAUAGUGGGGACAAUGUUUGGUACAAACAUGUAUAAUUUGUUCUAAAAAGUAAUUUCCAUUCUGUUAUUAAGCACUCUUUUAAAUUUAAUUGAUAUAUACACAAGCUUUAAAUCAAAGAUAUCUCCAGCAACUCUUUUUAUAUACAAAGGUACCACUUGAAGUUUAGCAUCUUUAUGACUUGGGCAUUUCCAGUGAUGUAUAAAAAAGUUAAAGAACAUGAACAUUUAUAUGAUUUAUGUAAUGGGUAUUUACUUCACAUUACUAGUCAUGCUGGAUCUCUGAUACUGUCUGCAAUUAACUUUAUAGUAUUGAAGACUUAUUUAAUCACUUUAAAAAAAUUGUUCUAACAUGUGCUUGAUAAUCAUGAUAAUGUUGCUUGAAAUUGAUGUACAUGUAUUUAAAAGUUUUGUUCUGUUUCUUGUACUUGUAUUUCAUUUAUUUUUAUUUGUUAUUAUUCAUUAAAUCAUAAAAACUUUCAAAA
Molecule: messenger RNA, 3238 nt
Organism: Mytilus californianus (California mussel)
Lineage: Eukaryota; Metazoa; Mollusca; Bivalvia; Mytilida; Mytilidae
Exons: 4
Coding region: 3-1016 (337 amino acids)
Source: RefSeq, a predicted model, not a curated record